ACUAUGAAAGAGCUGCUCUUUCCCAGGACCUUCUGUUAUACAUGAGCUGCCUCGUGAGGCGCCUACACAUCAAGAACAACCAGGUGACCCAUCUUCAGAGGCUCGGUGCCACCAGCAACUCUCCUGCCAGAGCAGCUUUAACAAGGCAAAUAUGCAAUCCAGAGAAUCAGGUGACAGAGACGGAGCCAGAAAGCCUGGUGACAUUCAGCUGAGGAAGAAAGACACCACUGCGGAUUAUCUGAGUCAUCCAGAGGCCAUAACAGCGGUUUUGGAGGAGAUGGAGAAGAAACUAUCAGAAAUAUGGACUUGGCCUCUAACAGGUCCGGAAGAUGCAGGCAGAUAUAACGCCGCUCUAACACAGAUCCAGAAUGUGCUGAUGGAGGUGCUCAGCAAACACCAUAUGGAGAAGGAGAACCUUGCCCGAAAAUCCCGGAGUGUGCCCGACUACCUUCGGCACCGUGUGUUGAAAAGUCAACUCACCUCCCUCGCUUCACGUCAGAGGAACUUGGAGGAGAUCCUCCAGUUGCAAUCGCAUUUGGUAGAGAAGUUUGUAACCAUGAAGGCCAAACUUUCCACUCAGCCUCCCAACCAUCAGGACAGUACAGUAGUGAGACAGCAGCCAGAUCUGGUCUCCACGCCGGCCUCUUUUAAAGCUAGAGAAGAACACAGCUGCGGUCCAAAUGGUCAUAGAACAGAAAGCCAUGAACCAGUUACACGGACCAGUGUGUUAGGAUCGAUCCUUACAUUUCCCAUGCCUCCUGUUCAUUCAGCAAUGAAUGCGAGAGCCGGUAGCCAACAGAGCAGUGCCCCACAGCCAGGAAACACUUUACAACACAUCAACUUUCAGAUGAAAGGAAACAAUGCGCUGAUACAGACAAGAGCUGAAGACAACAGCAAACAUCUCUCUACGCUCAUCCAGAGGGGAGUUAUGGAAGUUGGAAGUCUUGUGAAGUUUUUUUUUAAGCAUGACUGGCUUUAUGCUAAUGUGCUAGAGGAUGGCUCAUUAAAGGACAAAAAAGGCAGUAAACACCCAACUCCAGAACACUGGUUGGAGGUUAUCCUUGGCAACAACAUCCCUGUCAGCUCAUCCUACGCCUGGGACAAGGUGCUGUUCAAAAACCAACCUUUGUCGCAUUACUUCUUGAACGGGCAGACUGAAGGUCCUGAGGACGAUGUCCGGCGCUACACGGCUGCUCCUUCUCAGCAGGCGCUGACCCCAGAGGCCGUUACCCUGAGAAGUCUUAUGAAAAUCAGGAUAAUUCAUCUGGUGGAUGACGCGGAGCUGCUGCCCAACGCCAUGAUGGACUGUUACUGGGAGAAGCUCCUUAAGAACGACUGUUCAGAGUCUGACGACUGGGGCACUGAAUUAUUAUAAUGAUCUCUCCACACACGUUCUCCAGAACUCUUUGUGAGGUUUACUUAAUCUCUGUUUUAUGACCAAUUCACUGUGGGUCUAAUGUGACUUCCAAACCCACCAAUGGGAUUGAAAAGUAUUUCCCUCUAAUUUAUUUAUCUUCGAUCCUUUCCCUCUUUACAGCUGUAAUGUUCUGUAUGUGUUUGUACUUCAGCUUUCUACCAGAAUGACACUGUAGUUUGUUACUGUAGCCAAAAACACUCAUUUCAGUGUUCUGUUCACCUGCCUGAAGCAAAAGCAAUAAAGAUAAUACAGUUGA
Messenger RNA from Perca flavescens (yellow perch), 1673 nucleotides. RefSeq lists its product as uncharacterized. The coding region runs from base 152 to 1375 and encodes 407 amino acids. The transcript is spliced from 8 exons. Lineage: Eukaryota; Metazoa; Chordata; Actinopteri; Perciformes; Percidae. The record is from RefSeq and is a predicted model, not a curated record.